Trichomycterus rosablanca is the source of this 1437-nucleotide messenger RNA. RefSeq names its product protein delta homolog 1. The coding region runs from base 1 to 1284 and encodes 427 amino acids. The record is from RefSeq and is a predicted model, not a curated record. Gene Ontology annotation, molecular function: Notch binding; calcium ion binding. NCBI's taxonomy places the organism in Eukaryota, Metazoa, Chordata, Actinopteri, Siluriformes, Trichomycteridae. The transcript is spliced from 5 exons.
AUGUCCACCGAGCUCAGGUGGGAGGAGCGCGCGACGGACCGUGCGCGCGUGCUGCCUUUGUGUGUGCGCGCGCGCUCCGCGUAUGCUUAUAAACCGCCUCCUAGAGCCAGAAAUAUUCAGCCGACCGUCGGGACUCAGCAGCAGCAGCGACCGGGACCGUCGGAAGUCUCUUAUACAGUUCACGCCGAUUUUCGAGCCGAUUUUCCGACCGUCGGUGAUCUUCCAAAUCCAAAACAGGACGAGGCAUUAGGAACACCCGGACCGAACCCCAAACCCAGGAUGUGCAGACCAGGCUGGCAGGGUUCAGCAUGUGAGCGGUGCGUUCCCUUCCCAGGCUGUCUUCAUGGGACGUGUGAGAAAGCCUGGCAGUGUGUAUGCGAGCAGGGCUGGGUGGGCAGUCAGUGUGACCGAGACACCCGUCUGUGUUCAUCCAGACCGUGUCCCGGCAAUUCGACCUGUGUUGAAACAGGCGAGGGUGGAUUCCUCUGUAUCUGUCCUCCCGGGUACACGGGCAAAAGCUGCCAGCUGAGGAACGGACCGUGCCUGACGAACGGCUCCCCGUGUCAGAACGGCGGCACCUGCGUGGACCAUAACGGCUCCGACGUUCGCCCGUCCUGCCGCUGUCCCCCCGGAUUCACUGGAGAUUUCUGCGAGAUCGAAACAGACACGUGCGAGCCGAACCCGUGUCGGAACGGCGCCACGUGCAGGGAUCACGGACGGACCUACACCUGCGUUUGCCCCCCUGCUUUCUCCGGCCCCGUGUGCAACGUCAGCCUGGUUUCAUGCUCUGACAGGACCUGCGCCAACGGAGGCACCUGCUUAAACCAGACCGUCGGCCGGACCCGAUGCGUCUGCCCGCCGGGCCUGACGGGACCCUGGUGCGACUUUCACGUCGUCAGGUUCAAACCUCCGAGCACCGGUCACCAUCCCAAGCGGUACACUCUGCCGGCUCACGCCUUCGACAGGCUCCUGCGGUCCCCUCGGCGGGAGCUCCUGAAGGUCACCGUGAAGGAGACGGUGCAUUCUUCCAGUCCGCUGAUCACCCGCAGCCAGAUCGUCUGCUUCGCCGUUCUGGGUCUGCUGACCUGCCUGGUGGUGUUGGGAACCACGGGCAUCAUCUUCUUCAAUCGCUGCGAGUCUUGGCUGGCUAAUGCCAAGUACAGCCAGCUGGUACGCCAGCAGAGGGACCUCCUAGGGGCCGAGGGUGGGGAGCGUCCCAUAAACGUCAUCCUGCCCGAGAAAAUCAAGCUGAACAAAUACGGGAAGCAGUACACCUCUAUAUAAGCCUGUUUAUAUGGAGAUCCGUAUCGUGCACGGAGUGUCAUGCACCAUUCAGCCAGCAGAGGUCGUUUUUUACACUGCUCCUGUCCCAACUUUUUUUUAACAUGGUGUAUUUAUUACGUUAAGUGUGUGUGUGUGUGUGUGUGUGUGUGUGCA